Molecule: messenger RNA, 1594 nt
Organism: Tripterygium wilfordii
Lineage: Eukaryota; Viridiplantae; Streptophyta; Magnoliopsida; Celastrales; Celastraceae
Exons: 9
Coding region: 389-1594 (401 amino acids)
Source: RefSeq, a predicted model, not a curated record
GCUUUAUCUCUGUUGGGCUUCAUUUCAUACUUUUACAGCUAGAUCCUAGAGAAAGAAGAAUCAUCGAUCUCCAGAAUGAACUGGUGGGAAUACAUUAUGCAGUAGCCUUAUGGGGAUAGGCAGACAGGGCCUAUCUUGUAGCUAUCCAAACUCCAAAGGCCACAUCAGUUCAUGUCACUGGGCCUAAUGAAGUCCAAGCAUAAUUUCUUACUGGAAGACUGUUCUGUAAAAAAGGUUUAACAAUUUCUAGACUUGCAGAAGUACCAGAAAUAACUGACUUAUAACUUCCAAAUUCAAGACCCAAAGCUCGACUCUUCUCUGCUAUUCUCAUUCAUCAAUUUUCAACUCUCUCUCUCUCUCUCUCUCUCUCUCGGUGAAACUAUUUGCAAUGGAAAAUGUUGGCAAGAAAGAAGAAGGGGUGCCCAAGUCGACACCAUCGUCACCAUCCAUGGGCAUUCACAGGGAUUCAAGAACAAUAUCCAAGUUCUACACCAGAAGGACCAAGACCACUCGGGUGGAACGAUUCCAAGAUUUGUUUACAACCCACAACGACCCAAAUAGUUCUACUUCAACUCCUCCUCCUCCUCCUCCUCCUCUUCCUUCUCCUCCCCCUCCUGUUCUGUUUGACCAGCAAGAAGUAGUGACUGAAGAAGAAAAGACUUAUUAUGUGGACUGGAAUGAGUAUCAUGAUUGGCCUGGUUUCUUUAAAGACCUUAGGGAAGCAAUCAAUGAUGGUUUCUUUGAUGACAUUAUGAUCAAUCCAGAGAAAGACCCUAAUAAGAAAGUUCAACAAGAGAAACUCCCUGAUACUCAGAGUUCUGAAUCUGUGAUUGCUGAUAAGGUUCAAGAGAAACUCCCUGAUACUCAGAGUUCUGAAUCUGUAACUGCUGACAAAGUUCAAGAAAAACUCCCUGAUACUCAGAGUUCUGAAUCUGUGAUUGCUGAUAAGGUUCAAGAAAAACUCCCUGAUACUCAGAGUUCUGAAUCUGUAACUGCUAACAAAGUUCAAGAAAAACUCCCUGAUACUCAGAGUUCUGAAUUUGUAACUGCUGACAAGGGAACUUCCCCUUUUGAGAGUCUCAAGAAACAAUCUCAUUUUGAGACUGCUCAUCCUGCUAAUAAGCUCCUUAAUUCAGUAAGCCCAAAAGAUUAUGCGAGCAGAAUUUCUGGUGCUGAUUACUUCUCCAUCCCUAAAGUGUCAAAAUCAUCGUCUUCUGCUGCUGUUGGAACUCGCGACACUGAUAUUAGAGAUUCUGGUUUCCUUCAAAACCUUCUUUACUGGCAAGCCAAUCUGAUCGACCCAGGAAAAACCCGUGAUAAGACAACUGAAAUAGAAGAAUAUCAAGAGAAAUCCUAUAUGUCCAAGUAUGGUAUCUAUGGAAGCAUUCCUACUGGAACAGAAACCAUUGACCCUCGCGGAGAAGAAUCGAUGCACCAUCGACCUGUUCCAGCACUUAUAUCAGGCAUGGCUACUGCAUCUGAAGGACUGCAGGAGAACACAGCUGAGGUUCAGAAGCAAGCACUCCCAGUUGAAUCCCCCGGGAAGUUUCAUAAGAUAAUGUACGGUAUCUGGCAGCGUCACAGUGAGAAGUAG